Messenger RNA from Tachysurus vachellii, 6474 nucleotides. It is a transcript of the gene taok1b, whose product is annotated as TAO kinase 1b. Gene Ontology annotation, molecular function: ATP binding; protein kinase activity. The transcript has 20 exons. Gene Ontology annotation, biological process: protein phosphorylation; execution phase of apoptosis. Bases 650 to 3697 code for a protein of 1015 amino acids. Lineage: Eukaryota; Metazoa; Chordata; Actinopteri; Siluriformes; Bagridae. The record is from RefSeq and is a predicted model, not a curated record.
UUAUAGUUUUAAAGUGUCUUUCGUGUUCUCGGGUCAUGACAGAGCUGUUUUGUGUGGUUAGGAAGCGUGCUUGGAUUUUACUGGUGUUUUGUCACUGAGGGGAGGAGGAUGUAAAAAAAAAAAAAAACAAUACCAUCCGCCAUCUUUUUGGACGUGACUUGGGAGUGGGGAGUUAACGUUAACGUUAGCUUUAGAGCUAUUAGGAUCCACUGGGUUUUUUUUUUUUUUUUUUUAUAUAUAUCUAUAUAUAUUAGUGUUAUAUUAUCUUAAGCAGUCAUCACGCAGGUCAACACACUAACGUUUACGGACACUGUUAGUUAGACGACUUGGCAGCGAGACGAGGAUUAAUGAUGGCACUGAAGGAAUAACAAACCCGUCCACGGUUGUGUCAAAUCUGUGCUUCGGUCCUCUGUGGCUUCACAGGCCGGUUGUUUGCUGCCUGCUCUUCCCAGGAUAACUGCGUCUGAAGCUAGCCGAGUUAGCAAACCGAGCUAACACAACAAUUUCCCUCACCGAAUCCUGUUUUUCUGUCAAAACUGGCCUGUCUGACGGGUCCCUAUGCACACGCUGCCAUCCUCUGGCAGAUGAGUCAUCAUCGAGGGCUUGCGCGUCGCAGUCGCACCGCCAGAUAGUCCCCUGCGAGCGCAGCAUGCCCUCCACCAGCAGGGCAGGGAACCUCAAGGACCCCGAGAUCGCAGAGCUGUUCUUUAAAGAAGACCCUGAGAAGCUCUUCAUCGACCUGCGUGAGAUCGGACAUGGCAGCUUCGGAGCCGUAUAUUUUGCACGUGAUGUGCGGACCGCAGAGGUGGUGGCCAUUAAAAAGAUGUCCUACAGCGGAAAGCAAUCCAAUGAGAAAUGGCAGGAUAUCAUUAAAGAAGUAAAAUUCCUCCAGAGAAUACAGCAUCCGAACAGCAUCGAGUAUAAAGGAUGCUACCUCCGAGAACACACAGCAUGGCUUGUGAUGGAGUACUGUUUGGGUUCAGCUUCCGACCUCCUCGAAGUUCACAAAAAGCCCCUUCAGGAAAUCGAGAUCGCAGCUAUCACCCACGGUGCUUUGCAGGGGCUCGCCUACCUUCACUCUCAUAACAUGAUUCACAGGGAUAUCAAAGCUGGGAACAUCCUGCUGACUGAACCCGGCCAGGUCAAACUGGCAGAUUUCGGUUCUGCCUCCAUCGCUUCUCCGGCCAAUUCCUUUGUUGGGACGCCAUAUUGGAUGGCUCCAGAGGUGAUCCUGGCUAUGGAUGAGGGGCAGUAUGACGGGAAAGUAGACAUCUGGUCCCUCGGGAUCACCUGUAUAGAACUAGCUGAAAGGAAGCCUCCUCUGUUCAAUAUGAAUGCAAUGAGUGCCUUAUACCAUAUAGCGCAGAAUGAGAGCCCAGCACUGCAGUCUAUAGAAUGGACGGAUUACUUUAGAAAUUUUGUCGAUUCUUGCCUUCAGAAAAUCCCCCAAGAUAGACCCCAAUCAGAGGACCUGCUACAGCAUGCGUUUGUUAAACGAGAGAGACCAGAAACUGUCCUGAUCGACCUGAUCAUGCGAACCAAGGACGCAGUCCGUGAGCUGGAUAACUUGCAAUACCGCAAGAUGAAGAAGAUCCUCUUUCAGGAGGCCCAUAAUGGGCCAGCUACUGAAGCCCCGGAGGGAGAAGAGGAGCCUGAGCAUGGGGCUGGGCGUACAGGCACAGUGAACAGUGUAGGAAGUAACCAGUCCAUCCCCAGCAUGUCCAUCAGUGCCAGCUCUCAGAGCAGCUCUGUCAACAGCCUUCCUGAUGCUGCAGAUGAUAAGAGUGAACUGGACUUGAUGGAAGGAGACCACACCGUCAUGUCCAACAGCUCUGUUAUACACCUCAAACCUGAAGAGGAAGAGGUUUAUCGAGAUGACCCGGAGGCACGCAGUCAUCCCUCCGAGCCCCAGGCUGCUCCAGCACAGCCACCCCCACGCAAAUACCACCGUAACCGCGAGCACUUUGCCACCAUCCGUACAGCCUCACUGGUAACAAGGCAGAUGCAAGAACACGAACAGGAUUCAGAGCUGAGAGAGCAGAUGUCUGGCUAUAAGCGCAUGAGAAGGCAGCACCAGAAGCACUUGAUGGCUCUGGAGAACAAGCUUAAGGCUGAGAUGGAUGAGCACAGACUGAAGCUGGACAAGGAGCUGGAGACUCAGCGGAAUAGUUUCGCAGCCGAGAUCGAGAAACUGGUCAAAAAGCACCAAGCAGCCAUGGAGAAAGAUGCCAAGUCAUUCGCCAACGAUGAGAAGAAGUUCCAACAGCACAUUCAGGCCCAGCAAAAGAAAGAGCUAAGCAGCUUUCUCGAAUCUCAGAAACGAGAGUAUAAACUACGCAAGGAGCAACUGAAAGAGGAACUGAACGAGAACCAGUCCACACCCAAGAAGGAGAAGCAAGAAUGGUUGUUCAAGCAGAAGGAGAACAUCCAGCACUUUCAGGCCGAGGAAGAAGCCAAUCUACUCCGCCGACAGCGGCAGUACCUAGAGCUCGAGUGCCGGCGCUUCAAACGCCGCAUCCUCUUCGCCAAACACAACGUAGAGAAGGACCUCGUGCGAGAGGAGUUGAAUAAACGUCAGACCCAGAAGGACCUGGAACAUGCUAUGCUGCUGCGCCACCACGAGUCCAUGCAGGAGCUGGAGGUGAGGCAGUUGGGCACCAUCCACAAAAUGAGGACCGAGCUCAUCCGCCUGCAGCACCAGACCGAGCUCACUAACCAGCUGGAAUACAACAAACGCAGAGAGAGAGAACUGCGUCGCAAGCACGUCAUGGAGGUCCGGCAGCAGCCCAAGAGCCUAAAGUCCAAAGAGCUACAGAUCAAGAAGCAGUUUCAGGACACCUGUAAGAUCCAGACGCGGCAGUACAAGGCCCUGCGAAACCACCUGCUCGAGACUACGCCCAAGUCAGACCACAAGGCUGUGCUGAAGAGACUCAAGGAGGAGCAAACGAGAAAACUGGCCAUUCUCGCUGAGCAAUAUGAUCAUUCCAUCAAUGACAUGCUCUCCACUCAGGCUUUACGACUGGAUGAAGCCCAGGAGGCAGAGUGUCAGGUGCUGAAGAUGCAGCUUCAGCAGGAGCUGGAACUGCUGAACGCAUAUCAGAGUAAAAUCAAGAUGCAGACCGACGCGCAGCAUGAUCGUGAGAGGAAAGAGCUAGAACAGAGAGUCUCACUGCGCAGAGCCCUCCUGGAACAGAAGAUCGAGGAGGAGAUGGUGACGUUGCAGAACGAGCGCUCGGAGAGAAUCCGCAGCCUGCUGGAGAGGCAGGCACGCGAGAUCGAAGCCUUCGACUCAGAAAGCAUGCGUCUAGGCUUCAACAACAUGGUGCUGUCAAACCUGGCCUCGUCUGACGGUCACAGUCACAGUUAUCCAGGUGGGCCGGGCGCAUGGGGUUCACCUCACAGUACUGGAUCACAGGGGCCACACUGGGGCAGCCAGCAGAGCCAUCAUCUCCACCAUCACCAUCAGCACCAUGCCAGCCAGAGCGGCUCCAUCCAGCAGCCCUGGGGACACAGCGGACAUCCUCCCUGGGGACAUCACGGCUCAGGCGGCAGCCAGCGGUCCAGCGCCGGCGGGGCACGGAACAGCCCUCAGGCGGCACGGAGAACAUCGGCAGGAGGCCGCAGCGAGCAGGGAAUGAGCAGGAGCUCCAGCAUCGCUUCUCAGAUCUCCAACGGCUCGCACCUGUCCUACACAUAAGCCAGCCCGCUCUAACACUCAACCCUCAACACACACACACACACUACACACUACACACAUUGUCUGAGAGGGGCAUUAGGUACACCAAGGUCAGCAAGGAGACACAGAGCCCUGAGUGAUAUUUUCUUUCUCACUCUCCCUCUUAAACAUGAACAUAAAUGCUCCACUAAAAAAAAAAAAUGCACCUUAUAUUUAGAAUCCUCAUUGGGAAAGACUCACAGGUUCAGAUAUAUCUGCAAAUAUCCUAAGUCUAAAGGAUGCACUGUAUAUGGAGCAAAGUCCUUUUAACAGUGCGUUAAUACGAUGACUGGAACGUGACCGUGUGUGUUUACGAAUGUGGUUAAGAUAGAGAGAGGUCUCGUUCGAGCGUUUAUACAAGCAGGGUCAGCGCCGUCCGUCGGUUUUUCACGUUUUGCAAGGACGUAAACAGGCACACUAGUUUUUGUUGUGGUUUUACGGCACAUAAUCAAUCACGUUACAGUUUAAUCAAUAAACUGUAAGCACACGGUAGUCCCUCGGUGUGAACGCGCAAGACGUCCUCGUUUAUGGAAAGUUCUUUGCGUUAAGCGCGGUACGUUUGCUGAGACAGAAACUGCAGCCUGGAUUUUAUCCUCAGAUGGAUGUUUGAUUCCUCAAAGAAUGUAUAGUCUGUUUAUCUUCUCAAUGAGAACCACUGCAGUAAAGCUGUACGGUUUGGUGAUCUGAGAUGAUUGUUUUUAACACUAAGUGUUUUAAGGAAGGGGAAAAAAAGCAGCACAGGAAGCCGACACGAUGCGGAAGGAAAAGUAAUCGCAGACGAUUCGGGAAGCCAGUUGAGUAUUUCUCUAAGUAAUUAGUUUUCUACCUUUGGCCAUAAUAAACCUUAUGAUUUGAAAAUCAUUAAUCCUGAUUGAAAGAUUGUUUUGUUUUGUCUGUGCUAGCCAUCAGGUUUGGUGAGAAUCGCCUGGAGAUCUUCACCGAAACUUGAGAACUAUGGUUAGUUGCUAAGUUGUUUGUUUUUUUUUUAACAGAAGGGCUACAGGAAGCUCAAAAAAUGUGGAAGAAAUAGUGAUGGUCGAAGACAGCGAGUAUUUCUUGAGCUGAUUUUUAAGGAGAGUCUCUAAACACUACAGUACAUCAUGCAGUCAUGGCGUGCCUUAUGACGAACGGCUCAUCUCGCGUACGGAUCCGUGGGAUCAUCGCUUCUGUUUAUAGAACCUGUUACGUACUUAUACAUCACGCUUUAGUUUUAGAUCUAAUUUAUACGUCCAGACUCAUUCUUAUUACAAGCACAAUAACAACUGGGUUCUGUGAAUUGUCCUGGAAUCUUGUUGUGUUUAAAAAAAAAUGUCGUCUUAUAAUAUUUUGCCAGGUUUAAUGGAUUCGAAAUGCUAAACAAGGAAGUAAGUUCAUGAAAAAGUAAAUAUAGUUAUGGCUGAUUUGGGUGAUAAAAGGAGGCAGUUGAUUGUGUGUGUGUGUGUGUGUGUGUUGGUGGUAAUGCGUAUACUUUAUCCAUACUCGUAUAGGAAGAAUAAAAAUAUCUGAUUUUCAGUCAGAUAUUUGAUCCCUAUUCAAAAAGCCAAAGUUCUUUUGACCCCAGCUAUGCAAAGAGGAGUUUUUAGCAGCUGCAAAGACAAAACUAAUCAUCAUGUGCUGCUCUGUGUCCUCUCUGUGUCUCAGACCUACGGUGUGUCCUCUUCUGCCCCCCUCCCAGCUUGGCGUCAGGGCAGUAUAUGUAGGUUUGGGGGUGAGAAGGUCUCUUUCAGGCAGCGAGUACCGCUGCUGUCACCUCCCAUCACCUUCACACUCAUCCAUCCCAAAGCGCCGAGCAUCUCCUGCCUGCUCAACAUCUUCCCUCAACCACCGUUUCUAAUUAUGUGUACAAACAAAAGAUUAAGAAAAACAGAAAGGCAGAAAGCAUUAUAUAUAUAUAUAACAUGUAUUUGGAAAAUAGCGAGGAGACAAGUAUACAUUUAAUUGAGAUGUAUAGAGAAAGUUUGUGUAUAUUGUACAAAUAGAAAAUGUUUUUAAUAAAAUAUUAUAAAUCUAUGAGCCCAAGAGAUACCCAAAUUUAAAACCUGAUAUAAUUAUAAUUAGCUGCUUGAAGGUGUGGGUGAAUAACAAAAAACCCAGUUCUGUCUAAAAAUAUCCAAAGCAAGACAUCACGAUAUCAAGAAAUUCCACCACCUUGCAUCUUCCUUGACGUGAAUAGCUUUUUCAGUCCUACGCUCUAAUUUUACCGAUGGCAACGGAGACAUUUCGUGAAGCUUACUUUACUUUAUCACAUGAGCCAAGGAGAGCUGCCUCAUGUUCAAGGAAAUGCCAUGAAAAUGACGCGUCCAAGACUCUCGGUCCCUUGAAUGCUCGUCUUUGCGGUCGUUUAACGAACAUCUAGUGUUGUAAAUGUCCUCAAGUGUUUUCAUGGCAUCGCUGGCCACAUAGAGAUGUCAACAAACUCGACUUUAAUUUAGCUUAUAUAUUACAAGCUGACUGAGCCAUUGCACUUUCAGGCCUCAAAGGAUUGGGGCCGAAUUUAAAGAGAGAGAGAGAGAGAGAGAGAAGCUAACAUGCCAAAAUCACUUCACAACCUCAUAAAUGCUCGAUCGGAAUCAGGAGAGCAGCCAAAAAAACCCAAAAAUUCAACAGUUUAUUUCACCCGGACACUGACUAAGGUCAGUCGCUCUCAUUUAAGCUCCAGAAGCACGAAGAGGACAGAGGUGCGCCCUCUUGUGGAAGUGUAAUCUCAUGCGUCACAUCGCAGCCUGCAACGUCCCCCUGUUUUAAUGAUCCCUUUAAAA